Andrographis paniculata is the source of this 2705-nucleotide messenger RNA. RefSeq names its product transketolase, chloroplastic. The transcript has 7 exons. Gene Ontology annotation, cellular component: cytosol. The record is from RefSeq and is a predicted model, not a curated record. The coding region runs from base 114 to 2339 and encodes 741 amino acids. NCBI's taxonomy places the organism in Eukaryota, Viridiplantae, Streptophyta, Magnoliopsida, Lamiales, Acanthaceae. Gene Ontology annotation, molecular function: transketolase activity. Gene Ontology annotation, biological process: pentose-phosphate shunt.
CAAAAUAUUUAAAAGCGCACACACACCUCAUAUUUUUCCUUCUUUUAUCCUUUCCUUAGCCAUUUCAUUCAGUUUUUCCCCAGAAACACAGAACAGCUGCAGAGGGCAGAGCCAUGGCUUCCACUUCUUCCCUCACUCUCUCCCAGGCCAUCCUCUCUCGCUCCAACCUCCCUCGCCAUGCCUCCGCCCAGCAGCUCUCUCCCUCCUCCAGUCUUCUAUUCCCUUCCUUCUCUGGUCUCAAAUCUACCUCCUCGGCGUCGGUUUCCCGCCGCCGUACUCCCUCUGUACCUCGCACUCCUGUCCGGGCCUCUGCCGCCGUAGAAACCUUAGAGAAAACAACUAAUGUUGAGCUUGUGGAGAAGUCCAUCAAUACAAUCCGGUUCCUGGCAAUUGACGCCGUGGAGAAGGCGAAUUCGGGACACCCUGGUUUGCCCAUGGGCUGCGCUCCCAUGGGCCACAUAUUGUACGAUGAGGUGAUGAGGUACAACCCCAAGAACCCUUACUGGUUUAAUCGUGAUCGGUUUGUGCUCUCCGCUGGACAUGGAUGUAUGUUGCAGUACGCUCUCCUUCACCUGGCCGGAUACGACGCCGUCGAGGAAGAUGAUUUGAAGAAUUUCCGUCAAUGGGGAAGCAAAACACCAGGACAUCCUGAGAACUUUGAGACACCUGGUGUUGAAGUCACCACCGGUCCACUCGGCCAAGGUAUUGCAAAUGCUGUCGGGUUGGCUCUCGCAGAAAAGCACUUGGCUGCCCGAUACAACAAGCCUGAUUCCGAGAUAGUUGACCAUUACACUUAUUGCAUCCUUGGUGAUGGGUGUCAAAUGGAGGGUAUUUCAAAUGAAGCCUGCUCCCUUGCUGGACAUUGGGGACUUGGAAAGCUGAUUGCUUUCUAUGAUGACAAUCACAUAUCCAUUGAUGGUGACACAGAGAUUGCUUUUACUGAGAAUGUUGACACCCGGUUUGAGGGUCUUGGUUGGCAUGUAAUUUGGGUGAAAAAUGGUAAUACUGGCUAUGAUGAAAUUCGGGCUGCCAUCAAAGAAGCAAAGGCUGUAAAAGACAAGCCAACUCUGAUAAAGGUUACUACAACCAUUGGUUACGGUUCCCCUAACAAAGCCAACUCAUACAGUGUGCACGGAAGUGCAUUGGGUUCUAAGGAAGUUGAGGCCACCAGAAAGAACCUUGGAUGGCCAUAUGAGCCUUUCCAUGUGCCUGAGGAUGUGAAGAGCCACUGGAGCCGACAUGUUCCUGGUGGAGCUGCUUUAGAAUCUGAAUGGAAUGCCAAGUUUGCUGAAUACGAGAAGAAGUAUCCUGAGGAAGCUGCUGAACUGAAAUCUAUAAUCACUGGUGAAUUUCCUGCUGGUUGGGAGAAAGCUCUUCCUACAUACACUCCCGAGAGCCCUGGGGAUGCCACCAGAAAUCUAUCCCAGCAAAAUCUCAAUGCUCUUGCAAAGGUCCUCCCCGGCCUGCUUGGCGGCAGCGCUGAUCUGGCAUCCUCCAACAUGACCCUUCUGAAAAUGUUCGGUGACUUCCAGAAGGGCACACCCGAAGAGCGUAAUGUCAGGUUUGGCGUACGUGAACAUGGUAUGGGCGCUAUCUGCAAUGGAAUUGCUCUUCACAGCCCGGGUCUCAUUCCAUACUGUGCAACCUUCUUUGUUUUCACCGACUACAUGAGAGCAGCUAUUAGGAUUUCUGCCUUGUGUGAAGCUGGAGUCAUCUAUGUCAUGACUCACGACUCUAUCGGGCUUGGAGAAGAUGGGCCUACUCAUCAGCCUAUUGAACAUUUGGCAAGUUUCCGAGCAAUGCCCAACAUAUUGAUGCUCCGUCCAGCUGAUGGAAAUGAGACAGCCGGUGCGUACAAGGUGGCUGUCCUCAACCGAAAGAGGCCCUCAAUCCUUGCCUUGUCCCGACAAAAACUGCCCCAACUUGAUGGAACCUCCAUUGAAGGCGUGGAAAAGGGAGGUUACAUCGUAUCAGACAAUGCGGCGGGUAAGAAGCCAGAUGUUAUCUUGAUUGGAACUGGUUCGGAGUUGGAGAUUGCAGUGAAGGCUGCCGAUGAACUUAGAAAAGAAGGCAAGGGAGUUAGAGUCGUCUCCUUGGUUUCUUGGGAGCUCUUUGAGGAGCAAUCUGCGGAGUACAAAGAAAGCGUCCUGACUAGUGACACAGCCAGAGUCAGCAUUGAAGCUGGAUCGACAUUUGGCUGGGCGAAGAUUGUCGGGCCAAAAGGAAAGGCCAUUGGGAUUGAUCGAUUUGGUGCUAGCGCGCCGGCCGGAAAAAUAUACAAGGAGUUUGGUCUCACAGCAGAAGCUAUUGUAGCUGCGGCGAAAGAACUGCUGUCCUAAUUUCCCAACAGCUUAGCCUCUUCUUGAUGACUCCUGCGAAGGGUAAUGUGGAUUUGGCAUCGAUAAAAUCAUGUGGGAAGCGUGGCGCGGCGUGGCGAUUCGAUAGCCCGGUUGAGAAUUCUUAAUAAAGCAAGACAUUUUAAUCAGUUUAUUACUGUUAUUGUGGUUCUUGAAAUUGAGCAGCAGUUUUAUAUCCAUGCACAUAUAUAUAUAUAUAUAUUUAUAUCCGUAUGCAUACAUUGUGAAAUUUGCUUACACGCGAACUGGAACUGGAACGUUGUCUUGAUUUUGUAUCAAUGUGUUUUUGAUGUGUUGCAAAGGCCUACGUUGUUUAUAGAAUUGUGUAAUCAGUUGGGGCUCCUGAAA